GGAUGGGGCAGCCACAGCUGCUCUGGGCACCCUGUGCCAGCGCCUCAGCACCCUCACAGGGAACAGCUUCUUUGUAAUGUCUGUUUUUAUGUAAUGUACCAUGUCCUUGUCAUGGACAGGAAGGCUGAAGCACCAGUGGUGGAGCAGGGCAGGGGCUGGGCAUAGCAGGAUGUGGGGUGAGAGCAUGCCAGGAUGGACACAAUGAGCCCAUCGUUCUGCUCCCUGGAAGCCAUCCCCUCCCUGGCACUGGCCAUGCCCUUGUCCUGGGGGAGAUGGGGCAAUGGCAAAGAACUGCCCUGAUCUGUGGGGAUAUUGUAUGGGCUCCAUGACACAUGGGGGCUCCUGCAUCUCGGCCUCCUCAUGAUCUGAGUGCUAACUGCCACAGGUGUCCCCAUAUUGGGUUGCAGCGACAUCCUAUAGUGUCCUCAUGCCAUCCUGCAGCAAUUCCCCAUGCCCCACACAUCCCCACGCUGGUCUCAGCCGUUCCCAUGCAGGUGCUGAUGGCAACAGUGACGAUGCAGUUGGCUGGGCUGAUGCUGGCUGUGCUGGGCUGGCUCGGCUCCAUCCUCACCUGCGCACUGCCCAUGUGGAAGGUGACGGCCUUCAUCGGCUCCAACAUCGUUGUGGCCCAGGUCUUCUGGGAAGGGCUGUGGAUGAACUGUGUGUAUGAAAGCACAGGGCAGCUGCAGUGCAAGGGCUACGAUUCCCUCCUGGAGCUCACCUCCGACAUGCAAGCGGCUCGUGCCUUGGUGGUCACCUCCAUCUUCGUGGCCUUCUUUGCCUUCCUCACCUCCAUCUCGGGAGCAGACUGCACCCGCUGCGUGGAUGACAAGAGCACCAAGACCAAGAUCUCUGUGGUGGCAGGUGCCACCUUUGUCCUGGCUAGCAUCCUGCUCCUCAUCCCUGUCUCCUGGUCUGCCAACAGCAUCGUCAACCGCUUCUAUAACCCCAUGGUGCCUGAGGCCCUCAAGAGAGAGCUGGGAGCUGCCCUCUACAUUGGAUGGGCUUCCAGUGCCCUGCAGCUCUUUGGUGGGGGCAUCCUGUGCUGUGCAGGACCCCCAUCCCAGCAGGACCCCUACCAGAAGAAGUACAGAACCAUGAAACCCUGCACCCCGAUGGGCUAUGCCAUGAAAGACUACGUGUGAGCCACCGCACCUGGGUACCUGCCCAAGGGACAGCACCAUCGCCCCCAUCCUGCAUACACACCCCAGCCCCUGACCAUGCACUGCCUCCUCCUGCCCAUCCCUAUGCUGCUGCACCCUCAGCACCGUCCUUCCCAUGGAUGCCCUUCCCUGGCUUGCAGGUGCUCUGCUUCCCGUGGGCAAUAAAUAUCUUGGUGCCACUGAG
This is a messenger RNA of Melopsittacus undulatus (budgerigar), 1347 nucleotides long. Its product is annotated as claudin-4-like. NCBI's taxonomy places the organism in Eukaryota, Metazoa, Chordata, Aves, Psittaciformes, Psittaculidae. Gene Ontology annotation, molecular function: structural molecule activity. Gene Ontology annotation, cellular component: plasma membrane; bicellular tight junction. The coding region runs from base 333 to 1145 and encodes 270 amino acids. Gene Ontology annotation, biological process: cell adhesion; bicellular tight junction assembly. The record is from RefSeq and is a predicted model, not a curated record. The transcript is spliced from 2 exons.